AUGGACUCGCAGACGAAUAAGACCUGGUACGACGACUCAUGUUUCGGCUUCGGCCAAAUCGGACUUAAACCACUCACACAUCAUGCCUUGUCUAAGACGCUUUCUGAAGUCGAACAGGCUGCUGCCCACGAUCGGUCUGGUACUUUUGGACCUUUCUCUGUGAUCAAGCUCGCAGACAUUGUGGCUCCUGUCGCUGAAGAGCCAUAUUCAAUCAGUUCUGCUGACCAUGCCGAGUCCUCGUCCGAGAUUGUGCUCAACCAUCUAAGCUUUGAGCUGCCGAUAAUGAGCGUCGAGGGGGGAAAUGAUGAUGCCACUGCUUUCGACCUCGAUUCUGCUGAUUCACCAAAAAACCGGCUAACCACCUUGCUAGUCACUAACUCAGAUGAUGACUCGCUACAAUCUAUCUCUAGCGGCUUUGUUCUAGAUUGCCUGUCACUCACCGAGCUACAAAUGGAGGACUCACCUGUUUUUGAUCAUCCGAGAUCGAAAUGGGAAGCAACCCGAGAUAUAGGGGGAAUAGAGCUCGAAAGUGACGACGACUAUCCUCUUACGACAUCAACUGAGUUCGCCGAAUCCGGCGGCAGCUCCUUGGACGACUUACAUGUCGCCGUAUAUCACCCGGAAACUAACAGUGCGAGGUCCAUGGGCCUGAGUCUGAGCAAUGAACGUCCACUCUCACUCUUCUCCAAUUCGACUACAGCCAUGCUUGUGCAUCACUUUGAACAAUAUUUGAUAUGCUUGAUGCAACCGGUAUAUCAUCUGCAAAGCCCAUUCAAAACAAUCUACCUCGCAACAGCAUUGCAAGGCUGCCCUGAUCUCAACAUGGCGACCAACGGCAGCCAAGCCUCGAUAGCAAGCACCGCUGUCUUCCACAGCAUACUUACCUGUGCCGCGAUCAACCUCCAAGCCCUGAGAUCUAACGCAGGUCAACUAUCUCAGCUUGCGUACUACCACAAGCAGACUGCUCUAUCAGCGGCACGCAAGGCUCUGACUACCAAGAAAAGCACCUACAGGGAGCUCAUGACUGCGAUCCUCUCCCUCGUCUCAGUCGAUGUUGCGGACGGCGGAACCCAAGAUCACUGGAUCCACCUCGACGCCGCACGGCGCUUGCAAGAAUCCCGUCACGACUCCCGCCUGGUUACUCACGAAACAAGACAAUUGGACAGUAUUUGUACGAUGUUGAAUCUGUUUGCUCGCACAGCACUGUACAACAGCGAUCCCAAACCCUGGGCCCCUGGUAUAGCCGCUGGUAUACUAGGCGAAUCCAAUUUCAACGACCUCCAUAGCAACAUCGAGUUUCUCUACGGCAUCACACCUUCCAUCGCUAGAGCGAUAUUCAAAAUUACAGAACUUUCAAACUCGCUCGCAUACUACAGACAUACCAGUCAAGACGUUCCCCAGUCACUCCUCGCCGAGUGUGAAAGGGUGGGUGACGAACUUGCCUUUUGGACUGUGGAAUCCGAACCUCUUUCCUCUAUCGAAGAGCAGACCACAUCGUCCAUGCAAGCCAUAGCCCACGCGCAGGUCUCGGCAUUCUACAACGCAACUCUGAUCUACUAUUUCCGCAGCAUCCAGGAUUGCGAUCGACGUACUCUGCGUGAAGAACAAACGGCGUGUCUCGACGCCAUGAACAGAGCCGAGGAUUUGAAAGAAGGGUGUGUUCGGAACAGUACGAGCGGAUUUGCCGCACCUAUAAGUUGGCCUGCCUUCGUGGCUAGCUGUGAAGCAGUCGGAGAGCAGAGAAAGAGAUGGGAGAAGUGGUGGGCUCGCGUACAGAGUUACAGGGUUGAGAACUACGCCAGGCAGCGGGACAUGGUGUACAAAAUUUGGGAUGCCCUUGACGCGAGGGCGGAAGAGAGCCAAACAGGGCAUGGCAGCGCAGCAAAACCGACGGAUUGGAAACAAGCAUUGUACGAGAUGGGCGUUAGAAUUAUUCCAAUAUAG
Exophiala spinifera is the source of this 1944-nucleotide messenger RNA. RefSeq lists its product as uncharacterized. Gene Ontology annotation, biological process: positive regulation of transcription by RNA polymerase II. The transcript is spliced from 3 exons. Bases 1 to 1944 code for a protein of 647 amino acids. The record is from RefSeq and is a predicted model, not a curated record. Gene Ontology annotation, molecular function: transcription cis-regulatory region binding; DNA-binding transcription factor activity. Gene Ontology annotation, cellular component: nucleus. Lineage: Eukaryota; Fungi; Ascomycota; Eurotiomycetes; Chaetothyriales; Herpotrichiellaceae.